AUUGCUUAUGAUUCUAACUUUAAAUUGGAAAUUUAAGCGAAAAUUGAAAGUGUGAUAUACGUUUGGAGUGGUUUGUUUUGAAACAGAUAUUCCCCUUUAAUAAAGAUUUGACAUGUUUCCCAACGGACUAAUUUGUGGAUUAUCCGGCUUCUACCAGUCUAUAUUCCAAGAGGUUCCAACACUGCCAUGAUGCGGAAAUGACCACACAACUCAGACAAUCAAUUAACUCGACAAAUCACGUGACACAUGCGCAUGUUAGUCACGUGAGAAACUAACCACGUGAUGGGUUCAGGGAUAAGUUCGGUAUGCACGAGCAAGCGGUCUAUUCUUAUUGCAAACAGUGUUAGGAAAUUGCCGACAAUCCACGAAGAUGACGUGGACUCCGAUAUAGAGAUCGAGCAAGAUCUCGAAAUAAAUCCAUCAUCGGGAAAACUGCAUCCGGCCGAGUCACGUGAUUCGGGGAUCGGAGAAAAUGACAUUCCACAUGGAUAUGUGUUUCAAAAAGUGAAUGGAUCAGGCUCUGAUUCAAGCCCCGAGAAAAAUAACAAUGACGUGAACACAGACGAGAAGACAAGGGUGUCAAGACCGCGCUCUUGUCGUUUGGGCCAUCGGGGCCAAAAAGGUCAGCGCGUUCUAAAUAAAGUGGGUCAAGGAACAGACUUAUCCGAUUCCCAAAUUCGUAAAUUUGUGCGCUCUGCUAGGGAUAAGUCAUACCCGGCUGAAAUUGAAGACCACUCACAUUGUGACUUAUCAGACGACACUUUGUCUUUAAACAGUACUAGCUCAGCAUCCCCGGACAGACGACAAUCAAACAGACAACCGAAAAGUGCCAACAAUAAAAGACGUUCAAAUAAGCGUAAUAAAAGUAGCACAAGAGGCUCAACCGAGAUUGUGAACGACCUUGACACAUCGACGGACACCGACGGCGUUAGUGAUACGGAUAUGUUGUCGAUACCAGACGAGACCGGUCCCUUAAGCAGCAGUCGAAGCAAUAGGGCUAAGGAUGAUACGCCACAUCGACGUGGCUGGGUUCGAACAGAGGAUUUCACUGACGUCAUGAUUACAACGUCAGUGACGCCACGUGUUGGUGGACACGCGGAUAUGUAUAGAAUUGUAAGUGGGACGUACUCCGACGUCGACGUGAAUCUCGCCAAGAAAGCGAGCGAAAGGUCCAUAUCCAGUAUCAUACUAACUUCUGUGGACGGAAACACGACUCCCACUAACUCGGAGUGUUUUGAUGUGCCUCCCAAUGAAAUGUAUUAUAAUCACUGUGAAGGGGCACGUAAGUGCAGUGUUCAGUCGGACAAAGUGAACUGGGUCAUGCUUAGUACGCACAACCUUGACAAACUUGACCUAGUCUGGAGGGUCCGCUCACAGGCUUUCGUUUUGCAGAAUCUCGAAGAUUUAGUGACUUCAUUAGUGUCUGCCAUAGAAAGGCUUUGGUCAUGUGACAUGGUGACGACAUCAGAUUUCGAGCAGGUAAUGAAGGGACUUCGUUACCAACUCGUUGCCAUGGCAAUGGGACAUAUGUGUCGCCAGUCCACGCCAAGAAUAGAAGUGAAGGGUGAGCAGACGAACAUUUUUACAGACGACACUUGGCGCGUGCAAAUCCGUCUGCGAACUGAGGAUGAAGAGAUUAUAGAAUCAUCAGAAAAACUACUUGCUCAACGUUUGGCUGCAAAAGGCAGAAGUCUCGCACGAGAAGAUAUCUCAAUUCUUCUUGCUGAGCAUCUAAAAUCCAUAGAAAAACUUCAGCAGGUUCAGGAAGCGGGAAAACUGUACGAACAGCAGAGUUCAUCCUCGGUUCGACACACGACGAGGACCCCCGGAAGUGACAAUAAUAGACUGCUUUCUAGACGACCCCAAAGUGCAGCAAAAUUACGUAAACUGGAUACCAGUCGAGUGGAAUCUCUCAAAAAUUAUAAAAAUAGCAUAACGGAAUUGCCUCCUAUCGACAAAUCAAAGGGGGGUAAUGGUUGUAAAAGUAAAAUCAAAGCACUGCCGGUACCAAAGAAGGACAAUCUAAACAGUGAAAGUAAACAAGGAAACACAGUUCCCUCCGCUGAUAAAAAGGCAGACGACAAUAUUGGAAAAACAGACGACACAGAUACAGACGAAUUAAAGAGGAUACAGGAGGAGGACCACCACCUAUUCGCGGAGCUUAUCGAGGCGUUUCGGCAGCUCUGGGAGGCCCUCACUUCCGCUACCGCCGCCGCCCUGCUUUUGGAGUACCGCCGCCGGGAAGCCCGCCUCAUCCGGGCUGUCAUUGAUCAUGCGCGCACACACACCUCCAACUCACAGACGCAAGGCAAGGGAUCCGAUCAGUCAAGCGCAGCGACAGGCAACACAAAGGGCGCCAUGGGACAGCAGAACUCUGUCGUAGAAUCUAGACUUGAUCAGGGCGUCCAACAGCUUGACGAUGAGUUUGUGAGCCACUUUGAGCGGAACCGGGACGCCAUCUCCGUGGACGGGUUCGUGGAGGCGCUCACCGACCAUAUGAAGAAGACACGCCUCAUCCGCGUCAAGUCCUUCAACAUCCGGGAGGAUGGUGCCGACUUGACGGCUGACAGCCCGCGAUCCAACAGUUUUACCGGCUUCGGACACGGCGUCUCAAUGUCGCCGACUAAUUCCUUAAAGCGCCAGCACACAUUUUGCGGAACUGUGUCUAAAUCAAACACAUCUAGCCUUGCAGCUUCACGUCAGAACAGUUUUGUGAAGUCACUUCCCGUUUCGAGACAGAGUAGUUAUCAUAGAACAAGGUCACGUGGUAGUACCGGAAGUUCAUAUACUUAUUCUACAACAAGUUCUGGUGUGAGUUCUGGUGUAAAUUCAGAGUCGUUGGACAGCAAUGCCAGUACAGGAUCGAAAAGUGCUAUAUCCCGGGAGUUUUCAUACGGACUGUUGACAGAUUUUGAAGAUAUCGAUGAAAAAGAUGAAGAACUUAAAACAGCACGUGAGAACGCUGCGUCCAGAGUCAGUGCUGAAAGUCUUAGACCGCCGUCCGGCCGGCGAUCAACGAGUUCCCGGGGGCCCUCGGGUCAGGGCCGAGAGCGGGAGAAACGGAGGGGUCAGACCCAGACACAUGGGCUAGGACUGCCGGCACCGGAACCAGCGCACACGCCGCUCCGUAAGAUCGACGAGGACGUACUGCCCAAGGUCGAGGAGCUUGACUCGAAGAUGAUGGUUCGGAGCCGGCCAGACAGCGGCAUUGCUGUGAGCACGUCCUCCGCCAGCUAUUCCAGCUCAGAGCUCCACAAAGAACGGGACCUAGACGAGCCCUAUAUUACUACCUCUUGCCAAGAAAUGGUUGAAAAAGUUUCCAAGGUGCUAGCAGAUCAACAUAACGACCUGAAGAGUUUGGUUGCCGCGGUAACCAAGGGACUUAACUCCCCGCAUUCCAAAGCGCAGGCGCUGUACUGCUGGCUCACGUCACAGAGACCAGAGGAGUUCAAAGAUUUUAGGAAAAAAAGCAACUCUCCAUCCAGGAGGUUAAAACAGCUCCAUGAGCAGAAGACACACCAUUGGUCCAUGUAUAUGGACAUGUUGAAGGUUGCUGGACUGAAGUGUGAGCGAGUGGAUGGCUACGUGAAAAGCUCCGAUUACCUGCCCGGAAACACCGUCCAAACGCCAAAGUUUCUUCAUUCGUGGGUCGCCAUCGCAAUGGAUGGUCACUUCCGGCUCGCCGAUCCCACUUAUGGCGCCUUAGGGGACAAGUUCCACCGGGAACAUUACUUUGCCACCUCUCCAGACGAACUAAUUUUGUCUCACUUUCCAAAGGACAAGAAGUGGUUAUUAAUGAACCAGCCCGCUACUAUUGAAGUGUUCGAGGGCACGUUAAAAACCUGGCCCGCCAUGUUUCACUUUAGUAUCCGUCCCUUAAAUAUGAAGUCCGUUAUACGUACAUACGACGGAAAACUCAGUAUAACGGUUCUUCUUCAAAACGUUGCGGUAAACCCGCAGUUAGAAUAUGCCGGGCCAGGCCCGGAGAUAGACACAGACACGCUUGAAGAGAAAAUAGAUCAUGAAAUAAGAGACGUGGACAACGCUGAAACCUACCACGUGACAUUACCGCAGGAAGGCAAUUAUUAUUUCACAGUGUUUGCCCACGUGCUUGAGGACGGGAUUGAUGUGCCAGUGUUUCAGUACAGAAUUGAAUAUAACGACGAGUUGUUGUGAGUAGACGUGAUUGUGUUAUUAUGAUUCAUAAUCAGAUGUAAACUGCAUUAUAAAUGUACAUCUAUAUUUUCGGUAGUGAGUGCUACUGCCAAGGAUAGUUAUAACAUUCCAAGCAUUAAAAAACCCGCAGUAGUGAUAAAAUAUAAUUGUAUACCUGGUAUCAUGUUUAAAAGGGUUGCAUUAUGAAUGUUGCUUUAAGAGGAUGAGAUAUUCAUAUGCCAUGCUGACGUCAUUGCCUACAUGAUAUACAUGUAAACAGUUUUAGUUUUAUUUUGAGCAGUUCUUGGUGCCAACCACCACAUUUCACUGGAUGUUCAUUAUUUGUUCAAAUGUUGUUGUUUUUAUUUUGACAUUGAGCUAGCCUGCAACAUUGCAAGAAAGGCUGUAGUCAGGAAUUCAUCUCAGGUUCGGGUUAGGGGCCUAAUGCCUGUUUUGGGGGUUAGAAAAAGCUCGCGAAAUCCCUUUAGGGAAAUUAACUCGAUGCAUUCAAAGAUAUGUCCAAAGGGGACACGCCUAUUUCAACGUCUAGUGAAACAUAUCGAACUGAAGACACCUGGACAAAUGUAUUAAAAUAAUAAUAACAGUUGUAUGGCCUAGUUAUAAUCAAAAUGGAAACAGUAUUGUUCGUAUACCGAAACAGCAUUGUCAGUAUCAUGCAUAUGUUAUGUUAAUCCCAAUUUGCUUUUAGCAAAUCUAUUGUUGUUAAAGAAUUCUUCAGUACUAGUAUAACUUCCCUGUCAAAUAAUGCAUUUCUUAGCUGUCGUUAUAUCUUGUUAUCAUUAAGUUCCGUCGAUAACUGGAUUGUUAUUGAGAAAAACACUGUUUAUUAUUUGUGAUGAAUUAUUGACACGAACGUCAUUUUGGUAUAAUAUGAUAUUUGUUAAACUUGCACCCAGCUUGUGCUGUCAAAAUAUAAGCACCCGAAUUAUUAUGAAUGGUAUGUGUAUUAUCAAAAUUAAAAUACUACAUGUAUGUUAUUGUUUGUUGUUGAAGUAUACUUUAUUGAUUCAGACCAUAAGUGCUAUCUUUGUAUGACUCCUCAUUGUUCAUGCAUUAUGAUAUUGUUUCUUGGUUGUUUUUCCAGUCAUUCACAUUUUUCUUCUAUCAAUUGUUAUUUGUUGAUACUUAGAACUAGGUUGAAUAAAUAGACGAAUGUCUUUAAAUAAGUAUUAUCAGUUUUAAGUAAUUUUACUUUGUAAAUAUAUGUGUAAAUCUGAAAAAUUAUUUAAACAAUCUGUAGUGUAACUUGGAAUGUUUGUAUACUUCAUAUAUUUGUGUUGCACAUCUGUCAUCUCCAUUCACCCCAUCCAUCAAAACUACAACACACUACCACAGUACAAAGAACCACUUGAACAUUGGUUUUAUCUGUAUUAACAUGUUUUACUUCCAGUCAAGCAAGAUAUAUACUGUCCAUAAAUUGCCAGUGGGCUUAUCAGCCUUCCAAUUGCAUAUGCUUAUAUGCCUUUUCGCAGAAAAGGGAAAACAUGAGAUUGUUUGCCAGCGGAUAUGAGUAUUGUACCAUUUCAACGUGCCAUCGUUAACGUCAUAGGAAUGCUUGCUCUGUUUAUGUAUUUUUAAGUACAGUAUAUUUUUCUCCAAUAGCCAUAACAUGUGACGUUUCAUUUAAGAGUAUUCUGUAAAAAAAUAUUUUGUUGAAGGAAUCAUAAGUAUUGUUUAAAGUUUCACCAUAAUUUUCAGUCCAGUAAUCUACCUUUGCCUUAACAUUAGUUUUUCAUCUGCCAGUUUGUUAAUUUGUUCUAUCAUGUAUCCCACACUGUAUGUUUGUUUACUUCUUGAGCUACGUGACACGUAUUGUACAACCUACGUUUCUGUAUACUUACCUUUAGUGCUAUGUGACACGUACUGUAUAACAUACUUUUUUGUGUUGUGCUAUGUGAAACGUUCUGUACAACAUACUAAUUGUGUGUUGUGUUAUGUGACACGUUUAGUACAUCAUACUAGUUGUGUGUUGUGUUAUGUGACACGUUUUGUACAACAUACUAUUUGGUGGUGUGUUAUGUGACACGUAAUGCACAACUUUUUUGUGUAUGUUGUGUUAUGUGACACGUAUUGUAUAACAUACUUUUUGUGUGUUGUGUUAUGUGACACGUAUUGUAUAACAUACAUUUUGUGUGUUGUGUUAUGUGACACGUAUUUUACAACAUACUUUUUGUGUGUUGUGCAAUGUAACACGUUUUGUGCAACAUACUCUUUGUGUGUUGUGCUACGUUACACGUUCCGUACACUUCUGUAUACUUACCUUUAGUGCUAUGUGACACAUAUUGUAUACCAUACAUUUCGUGUGUUCACAUGUGAUACGUGACACAGCAUACUUUCCGUGUGUUUCCUUGUUGUGCUACGUGACACGUACUGUAUACCAUGUUAAUUAUGUGUACUUAUUUUAAAUGUUGCUACGUGACCCACAUUGUGACUCAUAUCCUAGCAGUUUGUGUUACAGUAGAUGUUCUUCUUUUCAGCCAACUGCUUACCGGCAUGUUGAACCGUCUGACCUGUAUCAGUAUUAAUGGAAAUAUAUGGGUAUAUGUUUUCAUAAAGCAUUUAAGACCAAAGAAGCACGGCUUUCAUUUGUCAUUCUACAUUUGAAAAUAUACUUUAAAGAAACAUGCUGAUGUUUUAGUAAACCAGUUUUAAAUAACCGACAAAAAUGAUUUCAUUAGAAGUAACAAAUAUCGGAAGCCUUCAAGGUUGCGCAGGUCAAUAUAUUUUUUCCAAACCUUUGAAAAACACAGAAAAAGAAAGACAAAGAAAUGACAAGAAAAAGCCGCAUUUCGUUAGUUUUACUUUUGGAGUAUUUGUUAUAUAUACAGUAUGAGUGCAAACUUCAUACAUUGUUACGUUAUUGUUUUCAUGUAAUAUAGUGUUGAUUCCAAUCUGUUGUUACAGUUAUUUAUCCUUAGUCAUUUUUCUGUCUCUGUUUGUGAUAUCCUAUUUGAUUAAAUUCUUGCUGUCCUAAACAAUAUUACACAUUUCAAAUUUCUUUUUUUCUAUAAUCUGGCUGAUAUUUAAA
Mya arenaria is the source of this 7204-nucleotide messenger RNA. RefSeq lists its product as uncharacterized. NCBI's taxonomy places the organism in Eukaryota, Metazoa, Mollusca, Bivalvia, Myida, Myidae. The transcript is spliced from 13 exons. Bases 283 to 4176 code for a protein of 1297 amino acids. The record is from RefSeq and is a predicted model, not a curated record.